Leptosia nina is the source of this 1137-nucleotide messenger RNA. NCBI's taxonomy places the organism in Eukaryota, Metazoa, Arthropoda, Insecta, Lepidoptera, Pieridae. The record is from the annotation of a GenBank genome assembly.
AUGGUGUGUGUCAAAACGAUUGAAAUAACAUGCAAUUCGACGGAAUGUCUUUGUAUUCCCAAGAGGGGACAUGGCCGAGGGUCAACAUGUUACCACUUUCCCCGUCAGUCUCCUCGCAGAAAAGUUUCGAAAACUCAACGAGAAAACUCGGUGAGAGAUGACAGGGAAAAGCCUCAAACCGCCAAAGACGUGUUCAACACAAGCUCUUGCAUACCACCGCCGUAUAGAUGCCCUCAUCCUAGGAUGCAGUUUUACUUAUACACUAGGACCACGCAGGAGAAAGGUGAACUACUCAAUACCUUAGAUAACGACUCGCUAAAGUAUUCCAAAUUCAAUCCCAAAUAUCCUACCAAAAUAGUGGUGCACGGUUUUGGUGGUGGCCGAAAUCUUUCGCCAAGUACAGAUAUGAGAAACGCUUAUUUCAAAAGAGGGAACUAUAAUAUUAUUAUCGUGGAUUACGGAACUCUAGUCAAAGAACCUUGUAUUGGUCAGAUAGAAUGGGCUCCUCGUUUCGCAAGCCUCUGUAUAGCGCAGUUAGUGGAAUAUGUUCAGUACCACCCCACAAAAGGUGUACGUCCAGAAAAAAUACACACCAUAGGUUACAGCGUUGGAGCUCACAUUCUUGGUCUUGUUGCUAAUCACAUAACUGAUGGGAAACUUGGAAGAAUAACUGGUCUAGAUCCAACAAUAUUUUUCUACAUGGGCAACAACCGUUCCAGAGAUUUGGAUUACACAGAUGCCUUAUUUGUUGAUAUCCUGCAUACUGGUGCUGGUAUUCUUGGUCAAUGGGGACCGAAUGGACAUGCUGACUUUUACGUUAAUGGGGGGUCCAGUCAACCUGGAUGCGCGCAUGAUACUAUAUUCCAAACCUUAUCAUGUGAUCAUACCAAAGUGACACCGUACUUUAUAGAAUCGAUAAACAGUCGAGCUGGGUUUUGGGCCGGACCAUGUCCAAGCCUAUUUUCAUAUUUGAUUGGAUGGUGUGAGCCAAAAGACACGGAGUAUGUGCUGAUGGGAGAACACGUCACUCAUAAUGCUCGAGGCGUUUAUUACGUUACGACAAAUGCAAAGCCGCCCUACGCCAGAGGUUUUCCAGGGAAAAGCAGAAGGCUUCGAUCCAUAACAUCAUAUAGCUAA